UGGUCAUUCUGGUGCUCAGUGCUCUGUAGUGCCGACCAGAUGGCAUCAGUUCAAAGAGGGAAUGUGCUCGAUGGGAGGGGUCCAGAGUGAUUUUACCUUUUGCUCACUCUGGAUAAGUACAGUUCUUGAAUAGAAGGGAGGGUUGUACCAAUGAUUCACUCAGCAGGCUGGACUACACUCUGUAGUCUUCUGAGGUCAGAUUUAGAAGCUGAGCUGAACCAGACAGUUACUGAAGUACAGAGGAUGGAUUCAAUAAUGGGAGAGUAGAACUGUUUCAGCAGCUCCUGUGGCAGGUUAAACUUCCUGGAAGCAAAGCUUGCUGAGAGUAGGAAACAAUGUGAAGCAGUGCGACUUAGAGCACAGAGGCGCCAUCGGAUGCUAAAAGCUACCACUCUGUGUACACGGCUCAUGCAACUGGGUGUUUCUGAUAGAAGAAUGUGGAUGCUACGAAGACCUCAAGGUGCUGUAUUUUGGACUAAUGUCCUAGAAAACUUCACCGCCGAUCAGUGGCGUCAGCACUUUCGCAUGUCACGCACCACGUUUGAGUUUGUUCUGCAACUUGUUGAGCGAAGUCUGAGACGAAAGUCUACAAACUGGAGAAAGCCACUUGAACCACACCGUAGAUUGGCUAUUGUUUUGUGGUGGUAUGCUACCCCUGGCGAAUACCGCACAAUCAGUUGUCUUUUUGGUGUGGGGCUGUUGACUGUUUGUACUCUGGUUCAUGAAAUGACCAUGAACGUUUUCAAACGUUUCAUCUCCUUGCCCAGAGGAGAAGCUCUUCAAAACACUAUAAAUGGAUUCGCUGAACGUGGGUAUCCAUUAUGUGCUGGUGCAAUAGACGGUAGCCACAUCCCUAUUAUUGCUCCCCAGGAAGAUGCUGCAGCUUACUACAAUCGUAAAGGAUGGCAUUCAAUUGUACUUCAAGCUGUUGUCGACCACAACUUCUGCUUCACAGAUGUGUAUGUAGGCUGGCCUGGCCGCACACAUGCCGCUCGUGUGUUGUCCAACUCUCCCAUUUUCCAAAUGGCAGAAGAAAAUAGUGGCUACCUGUUUCCACGUGAGAACUCAAGGAUUGUGAAUGGAGUUGAGGUUCCUGUCCAUUUAAUUUGUGAUGCUGCAUACCCGCUCAAGAAAUGGCAUAUGAAGGGUUUCACAAAUCACCAAGCGCUGACCCCUCAACAACGGCUGUACAACUACUGACUGAGCUCAGCACGAAUGGUUGUCGAGAACGCCUUCGGACGACUCAAAGGGCGUUGGUGGUGCUUACUGAAGCGCAACGAUGUCAACACCGCACUGAUGUCUGAUGUUGCUGUUUCUUGUGUUCUGAACAAUAUUUGUGAGAUGCACGAAGAAACGUUUCUGCCUGACUGGAACAUCACAGAUGUUUUGCAAGAGCAUGCUCAAGAUGUUUUCCAGGGAGUGGGAGGCUGUAAUGCUCAAGCAAUUCGGGAGGCUAUGAAAACGCUCUUCUAACUUGUUUACACUGUUACAUGCAGGGAUGUAGUGGAGGCUAAACGUACGUAAACGCCGUUUACGCACCUCCCUUAAUUCAGAAAUAGCGUUUACCAACCUCCAAAGUGCGUUUAUCCACCUCUAAAUUGAGUUUAUCCACCUCUAAAUAGCCUACAGUUCCUAUUACAUUUUUA
Molecule: messenger RNA, 1646 nt
Organism: Carassius auratus (goldfish)
Lineage: Eukaryota; Metazoa; Chordata; Actinopteri; Cypriniformes; Cyprinidae
Product: protein ALP1-like
Exons: 3
Coding region: 376-1200 (274 amino acids)
Source: RefSeq, a predicted model, not a curated record